This is a messenger RNA of Drosophila sechellia, 881 nucleotides long. RefSeq names its product glutamyl-tRNA(Gln) amidotransferase subunit C, mitochondrial (gene GatC). Lineage: Eukaryota; Metazoa; Arthropoda; Insecta; Diptera; Drosophilidae. Gene Ontology annotation, cellular component: glutamyl-tRNA(Gln) amidotransferase complex; mitochondrion. The coding region runs from base 25 to 471 and encodes 148 amino acids. Gene Ontology annotation, biological process: glutaminyl-tRNAGln biosynthesis via transamidation; mitochondrial translation; regulation of translational fidelity. The transcript has a single exon. The record is from RefSeq and is a predicted model, not a curated record.
ACCUCUGAUUUUGCGACUGUGAGAAUGUUGCGCCUGUUGAGUAAACGUUUUUACUGCAAGAUUGCAACGAAAUCGAAUGAAAAGGCCACUAAAUUGUACUUCAAGCAGCUAACGCAUCCAACCAAGGUGCCACAGACACCAGUGGACGCGGAGUUUCCCGACACCAGCGCCUCCGAAAUCCAGAUCGACACGAAAACCAUCCAGUUGCUGGAGCGGCUGUCGCUGGUGGAUCUGGAUAGCGAACGGGCGCUGGCCACGCUGAAGAGCAGCAUCCAGUUCGCAGACAAGAUUGCCCACAUCAAUACGGACCACGUGCGUCCACUGUACACGGUGCUGGAGCAUCAGCAGCUCCAGUUACGCAACGACCAGGUAACCGAGGGCGAUUGCCGGGCGGAAGUGCUCCAGAACGCCAAGGUGACGGACGAGGAUUACUACGUUUCUCCGCCGGGCAACAUUCCGCUGGAGCAAUGAGCCGCAUACAGCGAUGCUUCAAGUCCCUGGCUUCCGCUGGCUUCUUUCGCACCGGGGAAGACAAUAAACUGGAGCUACUCAGUCAUGGAAGGGAAUACGCCAAGCUGCUGCAACAGCAUUGGACACGACUUCGUCCCCUGGCUGCUCACCUGGGCGUCACGAAAGAACCCAUAAAUCCCGUCAAUAUCCAGCGUUUUUCCUUUCCACAAAGCCAGCAAUUCCGAAACAAUUUCCAAAAACUCGUCAAAGAUCAUCCCCGAAAGGCCAAAUGUCCCACUCUUUUGAAACACCAGAGCACUUGCCCCGCUCCCACUAGCAAUUCCUUAUUUGGAGUAAAGGGUCCUACGCUACAUUUAACCACAGACUUCCUGGUGGAACCACAUCGCGCCCUGGAACACUUCUACAACAUG